Messenger RNA from Etheostoma spectabile (orangethroat darter), 1975 nucleotides. RefSeq names its product cell wall protein DAN4. Gene Ontology annotation, biological process: visual perception. NCBI's taxonomy places the organism in Eukaryota, Metazoa, Chordata, Actinopteri, Perciformes, Percidae. Bases 403 to 1878 code for a protein of 491 amino acids. The transcript is spliced from 12 exons. The record is from RefSeq and is a predicted model, not a curated record.
AUAUACAAAAAAGAAUUUGGAAAAAAGUUUCAACACUGCAAAGUGAAAAGGUUCAGUGCCUUACCUUCAACACGAGCGACUGGAACUGAAGCAACUAUUGAGGUUGUGUUCAAUAGGAGUACUCCUAUUGCAGAUCUCCCACAGAAUAAUGUUGUUGCUGAAAUCUUAAAAAAAGCUGUGACUAAUACCAACAAUACGUUCAAUGUGAGCAUAAAUCCGGACUCAGUCAAAAUACUAGAAGGUCCAGUUCCAGGUACAACUACCGGACUUACAACUGCUGCACCUACAACUGCAGCAACUACAACUGCUGUACCUACAACAGCUGCAUCUACAACAUCAGCGCCUACAACAGCUGCACCUAUCACUUUGACCCCUGAGCCUGUGUAUAUCCUCUCAGUAGACAUGGAAAGAGAAACUUUCUCAGAUGGCCUUACUGACACCAGCAGCAAUGAAUUCAAGAACCUUGAAGCAAGAGUCUUAAACACAUGCUCUGCGAUAUACAAAAAAGAAUUUGGAAAAAAGUUUCAACACUGCAAAGUGAAAAAGUUCAGUGCCUUACCUUCAACACGAGCGACUGGAACUGAAGCAACUAUUGAGGUUGUGUUCAAUAGGAGUACUCCUAUAGCAGAUCUCCCACAGAAUAAUGUUGUUGCUGAAAUCUUAAAAAAAGCUGUGACUAAUACCAACAAUACGUUCAAUGUGAGCAUAAAUCCGGACUCAGUCAAAGUACUAGAAGGUCCUGUUCCAGGUACAACCACCGGACCUACAACUGCAGCACCUACAACUGCAACAUCUACAACUGCUGUACCUACGACUGCAACAACUACAACUGCUGUACCUACAACAGCUGCAUCUACAACGUCAGCGCCUACAACAGCUGCACCUAUCACUUUAACCCCUGAGCCUGUGUAUAUCCUCUCAGUAGACUUGGAAAGAGAAACUUUCUCAGAUGCCCUUACUGACACCAGCAGCAAUGAAUUCAAGAACCUUGAAGCAAGAGUCUUAAACACAUGCUCUGCGAUAUACAAAAAAGAAUUUGGAAAAAAGUUUCAACACUGCAAAGUGAAAAAGUUCAGGGCCUUACCUUCAACCCGAGCGGCUGGAACUGAAGCAACUAUUGAGGUUGUGUUCAAUAGGAGUACUCCUAUUGCAGAUCUCCCACAGAAUAAUGUUGUUGCUGAAAUCUUAAAAAAAGCUGUGACUAAUACCAACAGUACGUUCAAUGUGAGCAUAAAUCCGGACUCAGUCAAAGUACUAGAAGGUCCAGUUCCAGGUACAACCACCGGACCUACAACUGCUGCACCUAUGACUGCAACGACUACAACGUCAGCACCUACGACUGCAACAACUACAACUGUUGCACCUACAACUGCAACAGCUACAACUGCCUUACUAACAACUGGCAUUUCUACUGCUGCUGCAACUGCAAUAGCAUUACCUAUGACUGUGUCACCUACAACUGCAGCAUCUACAAUAGCUAGGGUGUCUUUCAGAUCUGUUUACAGCACAUUUACAAAUGAGUUGCUAAAUCCAUCAUCUACAGCUUUUAAAAAUCGGGCGGCAAUGAUAAAGGGACAGCUUGAGCUGGUUUUCUAUAGGGCAUUCCCUUCCUCCUUCAAGUCCUUGGAAGUGGUGUCAUUCAGCAGGGGCUCAGUCAUCAACACCAUGGACCUUAGCUUUGAAAGCCCAUUUCCUCCUAGUAACACUCAGAUUAAAAGCGUUUUGAUCAACGCAGCUUCACGCGUCAGCGGCUUUGACAUUGAAGGCAGCUCCAUCAUUGUGAAUGGCAUCUCAUCAAGUGGAGUAAGCCAGAAGAUGAGUCUCAUCACCGCAUCCUGUUUUGUACUGUUGUCAUGGCUACUGUCAAGCCAACAAUAGCAUCCAUGCUGAUUUACAGUACAUUAGAAUUGCAAUCAAAACAUGACUGCCAUCACUGGCAUGAGAAUGGACUUUGUUGUCAGUAAAAAUCCAAAAU